Daldinia decipiens is the source of this 1963-nucleotide messenger RNA. Its product is annotated as nicotinamide mononucleotide adenylyl transferase. Gene Ontology annotation, biological process: NAD+ biosynthetic process. Gene Ontology annotation, molecular function: nicotinate-nucleotide adenylyltransferase activity; nicotinamide-nucleotide adenylyltransferase activity. The record is from RefSeq and is a predicted model, not a curated record. Bases 480 to 1301 code for a protein of 273 amino acids. Lineage: Eukaryota; Fungi; Ascomycota; Sordariomycetes; Xylariales; Hypoxylaceae. The transcript has 4 exons.
ACAUGAUGUACCGGCUACAUAAAAUUAAUACGGGCACUUACAAAUACAGGCUUUUUUAGUCCAACGGUUAUGCCGGGCAGCGGCCGACCACGGCCGCGACUGACACUGAAUUAGGUGGCUAAGUAAGGCAAGGACCCUCCAGGUCACAACUUAAUAAGAAGCAGAAGUAGUCACAUAAAAUCACAUAAAAGUCACAAGAGUACUUAUCCUAGGCGAGGCCCACAUAGACUUCCUUUGAUCAAUAACUAGGCCCCGUUCCCAACCGGACCAGCUUUACCAACUACAUACCUACAUACCUACAUAAACCAUACAUCUCGUCUACCAUACGAAAAGACCUUUGCUUUUAAUUCUUCAUAUUUGAUUAGAAACUCGCUUGAUCUUUGCAUCGAUUCUACGUUCUUACCAUCAUCAUUGCGAUAUUCCUAAGCAAUCAACAAUCGGCUUUUGAAGUAGGAAUCGCUCGGUAAUACUUAUUGACAAUGACGGACAACGCCGCCGCGGGGCCAGCGCCGCAGGCAGCAUCAACUAUGACGCUGGAAAACUACAGAUUCCCAGCCCACCGGCUCUUGCGACAGCAGAGAACACCCGACCGUACUCCGUUAGUGCUUGUCGCCUGCGGUAGUUUCUCUCCUAUCACCUACCUCCAUCUUCGCAUGUUCGAGAUGGCCAACGACUACGCUCGCAUAAAUACCCAGUACGAGGUUGUAGGAGGCUACCUCAGCCCCGUAUCCGACGCAUAUAAGAAAGCUGGCCUGGCAGAGGCGCAACACAGGGUGCGCAUGUGUGAAUUAGCAGCAGAAGAAACAUCAAGUUGGCUGAUGGUUGACCCGUGGGAGGCUAUUCAGCCCGAAUACACGCCAACUGCCAAGGUGCUGGAUCACUUCGAACACGAAAUUAACCACAAUCUCGGCGGUGUUUUAUCCGAGGAUGGUGAAUCUCGAAAGCCGGCCAAGAUCAUGUUGCUUGCGGGCGCAGAUCUCAUCGGCACCAUGUCUACUCCCGGCGUGUGGGCUGAAAAGGAUCUUGCCCACAUCUUGGGUAACUACGGCGCCAUGAUUGUCGAGAGGAGCGGGACGGACAUUGAUGAGGCGCUCGGCAACCUGAAGCAAUGGGAAGAUAAUAUUCACGUUCUCACGCAGAUGAUACAGAACAACGUGAGCAGUACUAAGAUUAGGCUCUUCCUUAAGAGGGAUAUGAGCGUACAAUAUUUAAUUCCGGCAACUGUUAUUCAGUACAUCGACCAGCACAAGCUUUACACCGACAACGACGAGGCCAAGUCCAAAGGCAAGGAGAAGCAAUAGAAAGGAUGAAGUGAAUAGGCCUUAUCGCUUUCGAAUUUUGAAUAAAUAGGUGUUUAGAUUGGCAACUACGUCAUGGUCGUACUUGAUGAAGAUCGGGUUCGGUAUCGCGCAGGAUGUGGUGGCUUGUAUUUCUUGCUUUUUCUAGCAUCUUGUACGAUCAGAAGACGGUCACGCGAAUUAGUCCGACACACAACAGUUCCAAUGUUGCAGACCACAAGCCACGGAAGCUGAAAUCUGCGGGGGGCGCAUCUAGGGGGCAUACGUACUCCGAAGACAGACCAGGGUAGCUUUCAGCCAAGGGGAAUUACGGAUGAGAGGCAAAAGAGGGGCUUUCUCUAGAGGGGCUUUCUCUAUUCGAAAAUGGCAACGUCGUUCGUGACCACGCAUCGUGUACCACGGGAGAUAUGCGUGCUCCCGACAGCUUUGAGACGCUGACUCAUGGGGGCAUCCCGCGUCAGCUUCGUAGUUUUUCUAAUUUUUCUUUUUCUUUCGUCUCUUAUUCGGGAUGCGAUAAUUUUACUGCGCGACCUCGUUAGCGGUUAGAGAUGAUAUCCGUUACUUAACGUACUCAUAGCAUAGAGUGUACAUACGCACAGUACAGUAUAGUAGGGUGCUGCAAUUUGAAUUUAUCGGGUCUGCUAAUGGCCUUGGCAUCUCACUCA